CCGCCCACCCAGGCACGCGGUCGGCAGACGCACCGAACGCGCAGCGGAGACGCGCUCAUUAAAGCUCUCACAGUCACACAGCUUCAAGUCUUUUUCUCAUUUCACCAGGGUUUCUCUUCACAGAAAGUCUCAGUACAUUGAUCUCUGGAUAAAUGGAUGUGUAUGUGAUAGUGCUGUUCUGUCUGUGCGGCGUCCUGCAGGCUCAAGAGACAACAGAUCCGAUCUCACUGGAUGACUGCUGUAAAGAUGGUAAGGACAGAGGCCAGGAGUCUCAGGACUGCACGAGUCUGCCGCUCAUCUCAGAGUCCAUCACCUGCAGGAUAGCUCAGGAGCAAUGUUGUGCUGCAGUUCUUGAGGACAACACCUGUACCACCGGCAUCAAUAUGGCAAAGGACCAAGGAAGCUGUGACGCCCUUUUAUCCAGCAGUACCUGCGAAACAAAGACGGCUAAGAUGUGUUGUGAGUGUUGUUUACUUGGCCGGGCGGCUCAAGAACGCGGGCUGUCGUGUGAUCUGAAUCUCCCGGUGGGUUAUCAGUGCGGUCAGGUGUCUCGGGCAUGUUGUGUCGACCGCUUACCAACCCCUGAUGGAAACUCUACAGAGGAUGGACCUCCACCGAGUCCAGAGGACCAAUGCAAAGCUGCUGGAUGUUCCCAACGCUGUCUCAACGGUGCGUGCGCCUGUUUCGAGGGAUACAAGUUCAAGGCUGAUGGGAAAACCUGUGAAGACAUCAAUGAAUGUUUGUUAGGGACUCAUCAAUGUCAAACUGGACAGCGCUGUAUCAACACGAUGGGCUCGUAUCGCUGUCAGAGAGAGGCCAGCUGUGGAACGGGUUAUGAACUUACAGACAGCAACAAAUGUGAAGACAUUGAUGAAUGUGAGCUAGGUUCUCAUAACUGCGCAGCCGGACUGGAAUGCCAGAAUACGGUCGGAUCUUUCCGGUGCCGACCGAAAGUGCAGUGUGGUGCGGGAUAUAUACAGGACGCCCUGGGGAGCUGCAUCGAUAUAAAUGAGUGUUUGAGCAUAACCGGACCGUGUCAGCCGGGUCAGACGUGCAUUAACACUGUCGGCUCAUACACGUGCCAGAGAAACGUUGUUAACUGCGGUCGCGGGUACCAUCUGAACGCCGAAGGAACUCGCUGCGUAGAUACGGAUGAGUGUGCCGGGCCUGAUAAUACCUGCGACAAUCAUGGUUGCAUUAAUCUGAUGGGCUCGUACCGCUGUGAAUGCAGGGCUGGUUUCAUGUUUAACAGCAUCACCAGAGGUUGUGAAGACAUCAAUGAAUGCAGGCAUUAUCCUGGCCGCCUGUGUGCUCACAAGUGUGAGAAUAUUCUGGGGUCCUACAAGUGCAGCUGUACAACUGGCUUCAAACUGGCCAGCGAUGGGCGAAACUGCGAUGACGUAAACGAAUGCGAGGCAAACCCGUGCAGUCAGGAGUGUGCAAACGUUUAUGGAUCCUAUCAGUGUUACUGUCGACGAGGUUAUCAGCUCAGUGAUGUGGAUGGGAUCACCUGUGAGGACAUUGAUGAAUGUGCUUUGCCCACCGGUGGACACAUCUGCUCCUAUCGAUGCCACAACACCCCGGGUAGCUUUCACUGCACGUGUCCUGUGAUCGGGUACACGCUCGCCCCUAACGGACGCAGCUGCCAGGAUAUUGACGAGUGUGUAACGGGCACACACACCUGUGCAGAAGCCGAGAGCUGUUUCAAUGUUCAGGGUGGAUACAGGUGUCUGAAUUUCGAGUGUCCCGUCAACUACAGACGUUCAGGAGAAACCCGCUGCGAACGCUUGCCUUGUAAUCACACUAGCGAGUGUCACGCGUUGCCUGUGAGAAUUACCUACUACCACCUGACAUUUCCCACCAAAAUUCCCAUUCCCACCAACAUCUUCCGCAUGGGUCCCUCCAACUCUGCGCUCGGGGACGACAUCGAAGUGGCCAUCGUGGACGGUAACCAGGGAGGCUACUUCGCCGCCAUACGCCAGGAGCACGGCGGCGUCUUGGUGGUCCAGAAACCGAUCGCGCUCCCUCAGGACUUUGAAAUCUCUCUCGAGAUGAAACUUAGGCGAUUCGGACACCUCAGCGUUUAUCUGUUUAAGAUACGCUUGUUUGUAACCCCAGAGGAGCUGAACAAUGCCAUCAUUGAAUGAAGUGAUGGAAAUGAAUUCAUAUUUUAACUGUGUCUGUUAGCGCACUGCAUUAUUAGUUGGUUUUAAAUGAAUACUGUAUAUGACAGGAGAAAAUGUCUUGAGAUGAAAAUCCACCUGGGAAGUUUCUGAUAAUUUGGAAAUUGUGAUUUGAUAUUUGUUGAAAUUUCUGAUAUGCAUUCAUCUUGCUGUUUUAAAUCCAUAUGCUGUAGAUGGGAUACAGCUACGGCCUAAAUCUCAUGAGAUAUUGGGUUUAGGGUUAGGUUUGAGGGUAGGAUAAUGAUGAAAACAUGGGUUCUGGCUAGAUGGGAUACAGCUACGGCAUAUCCAGUGAAAUGUUGGGUUUACACUGCAAAAAAAUGACUCUCUUACUUAGUAUUUGUGUCUUGUUUUAAAAACAAAUACCUAUAAAUUGUUUAAUCAAGAUAUAUUUUCUUGAUGAGCAAAAUGACCUAAUAAGUCUAGUUUUUAGACAAAAAAAUAAAAUUUAAGUGAAUUUGUGCGUAAAACAUGCAAAAAUAUCUGCUAAUGGUGUGAGAAAUUUUUGCUUGAAUUAAAGGUAUUGCGAAGGAUUUUCUAUUUCUGGGUGGAUCAUCAAGACUAUUGGUCAUCCUAGUUGUCAACCAGGAGUGUUGCGCAAAUGCAUUUUUUUAAAAAGUGGAGAAGGUGGUUCUUUUCUAAAAUUUGAGAAAAUCCUCCGCUACACUUUUAAGUGUUUAAGAAAAAAAAAACUUUUUUCAAGAUUUUUUUCUCACACCAUUUGCAGAUAUUUUUGCUUGUUUUAAGCACAAAUACACUUAAAUUGUAUAUUUUUUGUCUAUAAACCAGACUUAUUUUCUUAGGUCAUUUUGCUCAUUAAGAAAAAGCAUCUUGAUUUAAGAUAUUUUUUAGAUAUUUCUAAUGAAAACAAGGCAAAAAUGCUAAGUAAGGAAGUCUUUUUUUUUGCAGUGUAGGGUUAGGUUUGAGGUAAGAUUAGGAUAACAACAGAGGUCAUCUGGUGAGAUUUUGGCUGUUGCUCUAUACCUUUUAGCCACAACCCAAUACCUCAAAUUAAAACUAGUUUUUGAACUCAACAGACUUGGACUAUCUAGGAAAUUUUACCUUUACUACACUGCAAAAAAUGAUUUUCGAGAAAAAAAUUGUAUUUUUGUCUUGUUUUCAGUAAAAAUAAAUAUAUUUUUUUUUAAUUAAGAUGCUUUUUCUUGAUGAGCAAAAUGACCCAAGAAA
Messenger RNA from Paramisgurnus dabryanus, 3371 nucleotides. RefSeq names its product fibulin 1 (gene fbln1). Gene Ontology annotation, molecular function: peptidase activator activity; calcium ion binding. Gene Ontology annotation, biological process: extracellular matrix organization. NCBI's taxonomy places the organism in Eukaryota, Metazoa, Chordata, Actinopteri, Cypriniformes, Cobitidae. Gene Ontology annotation, cellular component: extracellular region. The record is from RefSeq and is a predicted model, not a curated record.